This is a messenger RNA of Antrostomus carolinensis (chuck-will's-widow), 2153 nucleotides long. It is a transcript of the gene NDRG1, whose product is annotated as N-myc downstream regulated 1. The coding region runs from base 15 to 1223 and encodes 402 amino acids. NCBI's taxonomy places the organism in Eukaryota, Metazoa, Chordata, Aves, Caprimulgiformes, Caprimulgidae. The record is from RefSeq and is a predicted model, not a curated record. The transcript is spliced from 15 exons.
ACCAGCUACUGACCAUGUCAACAGAGUUCCAGGAUGCUCACCUUGCAGAGGUGAAACCUCUGGUGGAGAAGGAGGAGGUUAUCACUCGCCUCCUUCCAGACUUCGAUGUUCAGGAGCAAGAUGUGGAGACUGUGCAUGGCUCAGUCCAUGUCACCAUGUGUGGGACUCCCAGAGGGAACCGGCCAGCUAUCCUCACCUACCAUGACAUCGGGCUGAAUCAUAAAACUUGCUUCAAUCCUCUCUUCAACUUUGAGGAUAUGCAGGAAAUCACCCAGCACUUUGCAGUCUGCCACGUGGAUGCACCUGGUCAGCAGGAGGGAGCACCGUCUUUCCAAACUGGGUACGUGUAUCCCUCCAUGGAUCAGCUGGCUGAAAUGCUUCCUGGAAUCCUGAAACAGUUUGGCCUGAAGACCAUUAUAGGAAUGGGAACUGGAGCCGGUGCCUACAUCUUAACCAGAUUUGCUUUAAACCAUGCAGACAUGGUGGAGGGAUUAGUUCUCAUUAAUGUAAACCCUUGUGCUGAAGGUUGGAUGGACUGGGCAGCAACUAAGAUUUCAGGUUGGACAAAUGCUUUACCAGACAUGGUCAUUUCACACCUUUUUGGAAAGGAGGAGAUUCACAGCAACCAUGACCUGAUCUAUACUUACCGUCAGCAUAUUAUUAAUGAUAUGAAUCAAACCAACCUUCAUCUCUUUGUCAACUCUUACAACAGUCGGCGAGACCUAGAGAUUGAGCGCCCUGUUCCUGGAAUAAAUGUUGUUACUCUUCAAUGCCCCGUUCUCCUGGUGGUUGGUGACAGUUCCCCGGCAGUGGAUGCUGUGGUUGAAUGCAAUGCAAAGCUGGACCCAACAAGGACCACACUUCUGAAGAUGGCUGACUGCGGUGGGCUCCCUCAAGUUUCCCAGCCUGCCAAGCUUGCAGAAGCUUUCAAAUAUUUUGUUCAGGGAAUGGGAUACAUGCCCUCUGCUAGCAUGACCAGGCUGAUGAGGUCCCGCACCGCUUCUGGCUCCAGCGUAACCUCUUUGGAAGGACAGAGGAGCAGGUCUCACACCGGGGAAGGCACGAGGAGCCGGUCUCAUACCGGCGAGGGAACGAGGAGUCGAUCCCACACCGGGGACGGUGCCAGGAACCGCUCCCACACAGACACGCGCAUCGAGCUGACGCCGAACUCAGCAAACAACGCUGAACAAUCAAGCCCCAAGUCCAUGGAAGUGUCCUGUUAGAUGGCUGUGGGAGGUUUAAACUGGUCACAGUGUGAAAAAGUAAUGGAUGCCCCCUAUGUAUCACAAAAACAUAACUGGUAAUUAUCUCAAGCUAUUCUGUAGGAUGAACUCUGUUCACCAGGGUCUGACAGGGACCAAAGAAAAGAAGCAUCUCAUUUGCUCUAUCAUUAUUCUUGUAACUCAGACAGUUGCUGCUAUUGUGCCCUCCUUCAAUGAAUGCCAAAUUCUAAAGGAUACUUGCCAAAAGCUGAUGUGGUUGUAAACACUUCAGAGACAAACCAGACUUGCUUAAUAUCUUCCUUUAAAAUCAAAGCUGUUACGUGCCCCUUUAUCUCUUAUUCUCUUAAAGUACACUGGCACAAUUUGAGAUGAGUUUCAAACAGGGGGAGAAAAAAAAUCACUAUUAUAGAUGGCUUUUAAAGAAGGAAAUGAAACGUGUUAUGGCCUCAUGUUGAAGCUGGAGUUGAAUUAAUUGUAUAUAGCUUGACUUCAAAUGAUAGAGAAGUUAAUGUAUCGUGCAUUUAUAGGCCUUCUAAUUCAUUAGUAUUCAAGCCUGUUUUCCUAUGUACAAUAAUAUACUACUAAAAUAGGCGAUUUUAAUGUGACUCUGAGACGAACUAAAUCUUUAAGCUUUUUUAUUUCACUUCUUUGAGAUUUAGUUACAGUCUUCCUUUUCUUCCCCCCUCCUAGACCCUAAAACCUGCUUAGCCAAAUGAGGACAGGAUUUAAAUUUAAUAAGCAAGGUAGCAUUUCCUCUUUGGGAUCCUGGGCCAAAGGGUUUACUGUACCGUAAAAGUUGGUAUAGUUGUAACAAGUAGGGUAGCCAUACAUGCCAGCAAAGCAGAAACAGCUUGAUUUUUCCUUCAGGCAGCUUCUUAUCUUUGCAGCUCAAGUUUUUGUGUCCAGCACAAUUGUGAUAAAUUCAGAAUU